AUGACUAUUCAUUUUUUGCAUGAAUGCAGAUUUCAGACCUGUUUUCUGUCUCUUACAGAUCAGUUUGCUGUUGUGGGACCUGUAGCUCAUCUACUCGCUAUACCCGGUGAAGAUGUGAUUCUGCCCUGUUCUCUAAAACCCAACAUCAGUGCUGUAGACAUGAGAGUCGAGUGGUUUAGACUUGAUCUCAAAGACUCAGUAGUUCAUCUGUAUGAAGAUCAUGAAGAUAAAAACACAAAUCAGCUUCAGUCGUACAGAGAAAGAACUGAAGUGUUUAAAGAUGAACUACAGAAAGGAAACACAUCACUCAAACUCUCAAGAGUUCAGAUCUCUGAUGAAGGACUUUAUAAGUGUUUUAUUGAGUAUAAAUCCUGGAGUGAUGACAUCACUGUUGAUCUCAGAGUUGAAGAAACUGUAGGAAGGCCUCCACUCAUCACUGUAGAUGGAUUUGAUGUUUCUGGUGGACUUCAUCUUCAGUGUGAAUCUAAAGGUUGGUACCCUGAACCUGAACUUGUGUGGCUGGACAGUGAAGGAGUCACUUUGACAUCUGAAACUACAGACAAACAGAGAGAGACAGAUGGAUUCAGAGUGAAACGCAUGAUCACUGUAUAUAACAGAGACAGUAAAUAUCACUGUAGAGUCAAACUGGGACGUCACAUGAUGGAGACUGAGAUUAUUACAUCAAGUAAAAUGUUUAACUCUUUGAGGUCAUCAGUGAUCUUGAUUUCUGUUGGAUCUGUGCUCGGUGUGAUCGCUGGAUUACUGAUCGCUGUCUUCAUCUAUAGACACAAAGAACAACAAAGAAAGAAUCAGAGACUAAAGAGUGAAGAUCAGAGACUAAAGAGUGAAGAUGAGAGACUAAAGAGUGAAGAUCAGAGACUAAAAAAUGCUGAAAUAAUCACUCAAUACAUGAAACACUCAGUGGAUGUUACUGCUGAUAAAAGAGAGAAACUCAGUCAUUAUGAUCAAGAUUUUGUUAUGUUAUUUUACUUAAUCCCUUUUUCUUGUCUUUACAUCUUGAACUCUCUAGAACGUCAGAGAUUUUCACUAAGAGAGAAGGGGACUGUUGAAAGUGUGAAAUCACUGUUAAGAAAAUAUGCAGUGAAUGUGACUCUGGAUCCUGAUUCAGCUCAUCCACGUCUCAUUGUGUCUGAUGAUGGGAAACAAGUGAGAUAUGAAAAACAAUCAGGAACAGAGAAGGAUGAAGAUCAAAAGUCAAAUAACAAGUUUAACACAGAGCUCUGUGUUCUUGGAAAUGAAGGAUACACUUCAGGGUGUUUUUACUAUGAGGUGGAGGUGAAGGGGUUAACUUGGUGGUUUGUGGGUGUGGCCAGAGAAUCUGUUGAGAGAAAGGGGUCGAUCCUGCUGAAUCCUGAUAAUGGAUACUGGAUGUCUGGUUUGAGAGGAGGGUAUCAGGCUAGUGAGGGUACUUCAUGUGUCUCUCUUCCACUGAGUUUGGCGCCUCAGAGAGUCGGGGUGUUUGUGGAUUAUGAGGAGGGUCGAGUCUCUUUUUAUGAUGUGGAGGCUAUGUGUCAUAUCUACUCUUUUACUGAACAAUCUUUUAAUGAGAAACUAUAUCCUGUCGUUUCUUUAGGUUAUAUAACAUCUAAAAACUCUGCACCACUCAUUAUCUGUGAUCUCUAAUGAGAUUUGAUCUAAAAAUAUAAAUUCCCUCAAGAUAUUUGUGUAAAUUGAAAUUGUAUACACAUGGUUAUGUGUCAUUUUCAGAAACAUGUGAUGAUGAAUGAUGAUGGUAGUUUUUGUCCC
This is a messenger RNA of Misgurnus anguillicaudatus (oriental weatherfish), 1767 nucleotides long. NCBI's taxonomy places the organism in Eukaryota, Metazoa, Chordata, Actinopteri, Cypriniformes, Cobitidae. The record is from RefSeq and is a predicted model, not a curated record.